CUUGCCCAGAGUCUCUGGCACUCAUAAGACACAACUGAGACCUUCCAAGCUUGAAGAAAGCACCUUUUCUGCUGCCAUGACAACUAUGCAAGGAGAGGAAGAGAGCACACCAGGGGCUGACCCUCGUGUAUACCAGCCGGGAGAUCAUGCUUCUCUAAAUACGUAUCUGUGGAAAGGGAUGCCAGAGAAGUUCUUGAAGGGGGAACCCAAAGUCCUCGGGGUUAUGCAGAUCCUGAUUUCCCUGAUGAACUUCAGCUUGGGAAUAAUAAUGAUUACUGUCACGGGGAAAUUUGGUGCAAGUUAUAGUGGCACUCCCAUUUCCGUGUACUCAGGGUACACAAUUUGGGGGUCGGUGAUGUUUCUUAUUUCAGGUUCCUUGUCAGUUGCAGCAGGAACUAGAACUACAAGAGGUCUGGUCCAAGGUAGCCUAGGAGUGAACAUCACCAGCUCUGUCUUUGCCGCAUCAGGGAUCAUAAUCACUAUGAUCAGCAUGAUUGGUCUUGCAUCCAGUUACUAUAACUGGAACCCUAGAGCGGGGUUGGAGAAUUAUUACAAGCGCAUACAUAUUUCAACGGGUAUGGAGGGUAUAGUGCUCAUUUUAAGUGUGCUGGAGUUCUGCAUUGCUGUGUCCCUCUCUGUCUUUGGAAGCAAUGUCACCUGCUGUAAUCGUGAGAGGGUUGUGUUCAUUCCUAUGACAAAUCCUCACAUGGCAGAAACAGCAUCUCCUGCACCAGUGAGAGCACAUUUGAUACCACCAACAGAUUAACAGCAAAAUGUUCCAGAAAACCUUUCUUGACAGUUAUGCAAGAACUCCACUUGGGAAAGUGCCAGAAUCCAACUCUUACAUUAAUAUAUUUACACCUAUAAAAUUCAGAGCGAUGUUCUCAUUUUUCCCCAAGAACUCAACAACUCAUUUCACUGGUUCUUU
Messenger RNA from Equus quagga, 928 nucleotides. RefSeq names its product membrane-spanning 4-domains subfamily A member 4A-like. The record is from RefSeq and is a predicted model, not a curated record. The coding region runs from base 77 to 766 and encodes 229 amino acids. NCBI's taxonomy places the organism in Eukaryota, Metazoa, Chordata, Mammalia, Perissodactyla, Equidae. The transcript is spliced from 7 exons. Gene Ontology annotation, cellular component: membrane; Golgi apparatus.